UGUAAGGCGACCUGAGUUGACAGAAGCCUCUACCCACAGCAGCGGCGGAGCAAGUACUGCUAGCUGGCUAGUUGGUUAGCAACAUACAUGUGGUGGGUACAGCGAGAGUCAACCAUAGCCCAAAGUUAGCACAAAUUCUCUGUUCGGAUUGAAAAAUACUGUCGACGUCGCCUGUGUCUUCAACUACAAACGAGUUCCGUUCAACAUGAAAGGUAGCCGGAUCGAGCUGGGGGAUGUUACCCCCCACAACAUUAAACAGCUCAAGCGUCUAAACCAAGUCAUCUUCCCUGUCAGUUACAACGACAAGUUCUACAAAGACGUACUAGAAGUUGGAGAGCUUGCUAAGCUAGCAUACUUCAAUGACAUCGCUGUUGGGGCAGUGUGCUGUAGGGUGGACCAUUCCCAAAACCAGAAAAGACUGUACAUCAUGACACUUGGCUGUCUAGCACCCUACCGUAGACUGGGCAUAGGAACAAAGAUGCUGAACCAUGUGUUGAACAUUUGCGAGAAGGAUGGCACUUUUGACAACAUUUACCUUCAUGUGCAGAUCAGCAACGAGUCUGCAAUUGACUUCUACCAGAAAUUUGGCUUUGAGAUCAUUGAAACAAAAAAGAACUAUUACAAGAGGAUAGAGCCAGCAGAUGCCCAUGUCCUCCAGAAGAGCCUGCGUAGCCCAUGUGCACCCCCGGCAGGAGAGUUGCACAAGGCUGAGUAGCGACUGAAGCGUGCUACAGCAAUUCGUCCCGGUCCGCACUCCUAAAAUGGAACUGUGACAGAUGCCCCAGGGUCUAUAGAUACACCACUUUUUCAGAGGGCAAUUUAAAGAGAAAACGAGUCCAUAAAAAUUGCUGCCUUUUAUUUUGCAAAAAAUAUAUAAAACAAACAAAAACUAAGUCCCCAUCAGUUUUGCAUUUUUUUUUUCUUCUUUUUUUUCCCCAUUUAGAGAUUUGAAAUUGAACAUGAGGUUUUUACUUUUCUUUUCAGGCAGAAUAAAUACAUGCUCCAUAAAGCAGCUUACUUGUUACCAGUAGACAUGGUGAAGGUUAAGUAUGUAAGCAUACUGUUUGCAUUUUGUUUAAAAUUGUUAAAGGCAAGGGGACAUGACUUUUGUUGUUUGGACAAGACCAUAGAACUAAAAAGAGGGGAGAUUCUUUUAAAUAGAACAUUUUCUGAAGAGAGAUGGUCCUAGCUUGCGGCCUUGGUGUCAUGCUAUGGAUCGUCUUGGUGACUUUUGGAACUUCCGUCACCUCACCACCUAAGCCCAAGGACACGUGGAAAAGGAACCCUCCUGGUGGUUGAGGCAUGUUUCAUUUUACAGGCAGUAUGCAGUGGAGGAGUACUGCAUAUGAUGUCAGUCUCCUUCCAGUCUGCCCAUCCUCGAGGGCAAUAGGAUCAUAUAGCCUCCUCAAACAAAAGACAACAAGGUAAAAUGGUUUCAGAAGGUGAGAUUGGGGAAAUGCACUCCACUCUCAUUUCUGAAUGGUUUUUGUUUCUCUGCCCAUUAUUUAAUAUCCCCCACCCCUCACCACCAUAAUUGCCGAUUGGUUCAUGGCUUUCCCUGGGGUGCUGAUAAUUAGGAAAAGGCUUGUGAAUAUCACUUCUACAGAAGAGAUUUACUGUUGGUUACCCCAGAGUCUGGGACCCUGUUUCCAUAUAUGUCCCAGCAUAGACACAUGUUUUGCCACAAGCUCACAUUCCAUGAACGGUCAUUUUAAUAGGCUUCAUUGACUAAAUACUAUUUGGAUGUACACAUCCUUUUCUGCUCUUGUGGUUGAAUUGCUUUAAACUCUGGCAAAAUAGGAAUUUAAAAGACAUUUUUGCUGUAGGCUGUCAAUAGACAAUUCCAGUAUCUCUUUCAGAUUCUGCAGAAUAGCCAUCCUUUUGAACAUGGCACCAAAAUAUAUUUAAUAGCUAAAUGGGAGUUUAUUGACUGUUUCAGAAAUUUCUUUUUAAUUGCUUAUGAGACCUAGAGCAGAUUAACUGCUUAGACAGGUAAACAUGAAACCAACCCAAAAUGAAGUUGUAUUUCUUUUUCUUUCUUGUUUAAUUAACAAAGCCUAUUGAUGUGAAUUUAUGCAGAAUGUAAGCCUUGAUGUCAGUGGUUCAUUUUUGGACCCUGAAUGCUGGUUCAUGUGGUACGAAGUACUAGAAUUGGCCUAACAUUUUGGGAGGAAAACUUCCUGCAAAGGUUGAAAUCAGUUUUCUUGAAGAUGCCUUCGGCCUGAAUUUUUGUCCCUCCCGCCUUUAACAGUUGGACGUGGUGUGUUGUGAAACAGUUUGCGGUUCACACAUUGCCUGGGUGCAGAUUUGAAGCUUAGCAGUGUUCUCUUUUGAAUACUGCCAGCUAAAAAUCUUCCAGUGUAUCGCUAUCAUUUCAGUGAUGUUCACUGACAGACACCCAUUUCCUAUUUGUAUUGUGGGACAGUUGCAAAUGGUUUUUAUAUGUAGGUUCCUUAUACAGAAUUCAGAGGGCCAGACCCCCAGGAGAAGCCUUGACACUGCAUGCAAGGUGGCACAUGCCCUCUCCAUUGUAGUACAAGCAUGUUUUCCUUCUUUCUUUGGAGAAUUUUGUCUUUUCUGGAGCUCUAUAUUGUAAAACUUUUAAACCUCUAAAUAAAAAUACUAUUUGCAUUA
This is a messenger RNA of Electrophorus electricus (electric eel), 2634 nucleotides long. It is a transcript of the gene naa50, whose product is annotated as N-alpha-acetyltransferase 50, NatE catalytic subunit. Gene Ontology annotation, biological process: mitotic sister chromatid cohesion. The record is from RefSeq and is a predicted model, not a curated record. Gene Ontology annotation, cellular component: NatA complex. Gene Ontology annotation, molecular function: acyltransferase activity, transferring groups other than amino-acyl groups. NCBI's taxonomy places the organism in Eukaryota, Metazoa, Chordata, Actinopteri, Gymnotiformes, Gymnotidae.